Messenger RNA from Helianthus annuus (common sunflower), 674 nucleotides. Its product is annotated as protein SPIRAL1-like 1. The record is from RefSeq and is a predicted model, not a curated record. Gene Ontology annotation, biological process: cortical microtubule organization. Gene Ontology annotation, cellular component: cortical microtubule, transverse to long axis. Lineage: Eukaryota; Viridiplantae; Streptophyta; Magnoliopsida; Asterales; Asteraceae. The transcript is spliced from 3 exons. Bases 174 to 494 code for a protein of 106 amino acids.
CUGGCAAAAAAAGAAAAUAUCUGGAGGAUUUCGAAUUUCAAACAUUUAAACGUUCCCAAUUUCUGCUAUAAAGCUGCUGUUGCUGCUUCCUCUCUCUCUCUCUCUCUCAAGCCUCGCAGAUCUCUACCGAAAUCAUCAAGGGUUAGUGUUUUGGUCAUUAAGAGGGUGAAGCUAUGAAUCGUGGAGUGAGCGCCGGUGGUGGCCAGAGUUCUUUGAGCUACUUGUUUGGGGGUGAUGAAGCACCAAAGCCAGCCCAAAAGGCUACACAAUCUGCCCCAUCUGAAACACCAGCAGCAAACAAUGUGACCGCUGCGAAACCUGAUAUUACUAAGCAGAUUCCAGCUGGUAUUCAUGGUAAUCCUUCGAACAACUACUUCAGAGCUGAUGGUCAGAAUACCGGGAACUUUAUUACGGAACGACCUUCGACUAAGGUCCACAAUGCACCUGGUGGCGGAUCAUCUCUUGGAUACCUGUUUGGCGGUGACGGUAACUGAAAUGUUUGCUGUGAUGUAAUCUCAGGGGUAUCAAGUAGUAAUCACGUUUUGAACCUGUAAUCAUAAAGAUAAAUCCAAGUUUCAGAACUUGCUUUAUCAUGACAUGAGAUCUUAUUUGGUGUGGUCUGUUUGGACUGCACCCAGAAUGAAUCAAUGAGCUGAAUCUUUUAUCUGGUACCA